CUCUGAUGUACACUUUCAUAACAAAAAAUUUCAUGAAAUUGUAACCCUAAUUUAAAUCGAAUUUUCUCUGAUAAAUGCACUUUCUUGUUUCAGAUUCUUGUAGCUUCACAAAAUUCUGCUAUCGAUUUCAGCAUGAUUCAAAAACUCAUGAGGAGUCUACAACAAGCAAUGAAAAAGACAUAGACAAAGAAGGGAAGAGGGAUAGAGACACAUAUAGAGAUAAAGACAAAGAAAAGAGUAGGGAGAGAGAUAGAGACAAAGGAAGGAGUAGGGAUAUGGAUAUGGAUAUGGAUAGAGAGUGUGAUCGUCAUAGCUCCCGAGAUAAAAGAAGCAGUGAGAGAAGGGAGCGAAGCAGAGGCGUGGAAGAUGAUGAUUAUCGCAAUAGUAGCCGAGACUAUGACAAGUUUAUGAACUUAUUUACUUGGAGUUUUUGUUUGUGAAUUUGGACAUUAAUUUUUGUUUGUUUCUAUAAAAAAUUAUAAGAUUCGUCCCUUGUUUUCCUAGUCAGUUUGAGAUGUUUUUUUCUAAUUUAGACGACGGGGAUUAUGAUAAAGACAGAGAGGACAGGCGCAAACGUAGUUCACCAUCUCAUUCUAGGGCCAGAUCUCAGCAUAAAUUAGGUUCAUGCUCUAG
Messenger RNA from Beta vulgaris subsp. vulgaris (sugar beet), 633 nucleotides. Its product is annotated as splicing factor U2af large subunit B-like. The coding region runs from base 75 to 440 and encodes 121 amino acids. Lineage: Eukaryota; Viridiplantae; Streptophyta; Magnoliopsida; Caryophyllales; Amaranthaceae. The transcript has 2 exons. The record is from RefSeq and is a predicted model, not a curated record.